ACCGUAGAAUCACAGUUCGUAAUAAAACACAAAUAUAAGGGUACUUAUAUAAAAGGCACUUUGACAGUUAAUUCUACGUUGUCUGAUCCAUACCGUCAAGGCAUCCGUUCCAUCUGCGCCUUCCAGACGCUUUUGCAGGCCGAACCGAAAGAUGAGUCGUAUCUAUGCGAUAUCGGAUCUUCAUGUAGAUCACCCGGAGAAUCUAAAGUGGGCAGACGAACUGCCAUUCACCCGUUACCAAGAUGACGUUCUUCUGUUGGCCGGGGAUGUUACCGAUUCAUUGCCCCUCCUGAAGUCAACACUGGUCGGCCUCAAAAAGAAGUUUAAGGAGGUAUUUUUCGUACCAGGAAACCAUGAGCUAUGGGUUCGGGAUAAGGGAUCUAAGGAAUCGAGCAUCACAAAAUUCCAUCGCAUUAUCGAGAUGUGCAAGAAGUCGGGGAUUCACACAGCACCAAAGAAAAUCAACAGUUCUGAUGGCGCCGUUUGGAUUGUGCCACUUUUCUCCUGGUACACAACGCCGGAGGAAGACAGACGGGAUUCGCUUUACGUCCCAGGUAGCUACGAAGACGUCAAAUUGACGAAGACACUGUGGAUGGAUAAUCACAUGUGUAAAUGGCCCACGAACAUCGGCAAAUCCAGAUCACGGUAUUUCGCCGAACAGAACAAAGAGCGCGUUGAACGUUCGUACGACGCACCAGUAAUCACGUUCAGUCAUUUUGUUCCACGUAUGGAGCUGAUACGAGCAAGUAGCGAAGACGACCAGAAGGUUAAGAAAGAGAGGCAGCAUCUAGGUCUCCCAUGCUGUGUACCAAAACGUCAGGGUUCCGCGAAGGGAUUCAACUUUACCCGUUACGCAGGUUGCAACACGCUGGAGGAGCAGAUACGUGACGUCGGCGCAGAAGUUCACGUUUACGGACAUCAGCAUCGUAAUCGCGACCGUAUAAUUCAGGGAGUGCGUUACGUUUCACACUGUCUAGGAUACACAAAAGAACGUCAAGAAGGACUUACGUAUGGUAUCACACAAUGGGGUGGUCCCAAGCAGGUGUGGCCCAAUACGUUUGACAACAAUGAGUUUGAUCACAUACCGGUACCUAUUUAAUUUUACUCAGACUGACAAUGACAGACUGAAGAAUUCAUUAUGUUACUGAAACAUUGAAAUCAUUAAGAUCGUAAAAGUGUGCAAUGUGAUAACGUAGGUCUACAACUGAGUUGAUAUUACGUGUGAGAUGAUGCGGGUCAAGCUUUGUUUCUAAAAAAACGCUACACUGUCACUACAACGUUUUCACUACAAUCGUUGGGAAGGCACCCCAAUUCGACCGAUUAAUCAACGUCGCCGAAAGGCAGUAGCGUGUAGCGAUUUCAUGGAAGCUAGUCUUAACAUUGCCUUUGAAGGCUUACGUCAAAUAUGUGCAAUUUUAUAGGCUUUCGAUUAUCAAAAUUUGAAAAUUCUACGCAUGCGUAUUUUUCUCGAACCAUUACCGGCGGCUAUCUAUUUAGAGAAACACACAGAAUGGAAUCUAAUACACAAUUCUGAUGUGUACGUAAAAUUAUUAUUGGCUGUAUAUUAGGAAAACGUUUAUAAUAAAAUUAAUUAAUACGUAUUUUAGAAAUAUUUAAAUGAUAUACCACUGUCCAAACAGCUGAACUUGACAAAUAAAAUUCUAUAUUUAAAUUGCAUAAUUUAUAAUUAAUUCAAUGUUUUAAUUGAAUUAACAAUGGAGAGCUUUCGUUUUAAGCGACAAUGUGAACAUAGAGCUGAUUGACUCACCCGUGACCUUCCUGCGUUGUACAAAACGUAGAUUCGGGCCAAACUGCGUCACAGAAAACGGACAACAUUUUUUUUUUUUUUGGCAAUUUUUGCGCAUGAGCAGAUGAAUGUUUGUGACGUCAUUACGUCAUAGAUACUACCGUGGUUGUGCAAUCGAAAGCUCCCUACUAUUUUACCGGUCUUCAACGUCAAAGAUUAGGCCUACUUCCUUUUAGUCUUAUCAAUUUUACGUAAGGGUUUAUUUGUAAAUGGCUUUCAUUUCGCAAGAAUAUGUUGGCGGUGGUCCGUACAACAGGAUACAGCCCCAAUUUAGUGUAUAUAUUUCUUAUCUUUUAUGCAGAUUUAUCUAUAGAUUAUGUUUUGUGACGUGAUUUCCGUUCUUUUAUUGUAUUAAUGUGUUGGGAAUUUGCUUUGUGAAUGUUAAUAUCUUCUGUGGGAUUCGACUUCUGAAUAAAUUUAUGGAUAUAGUUUGGGAUAA
Molecule: messenger RNA, 2246 nt
Organism: Anneissia japonica
Lineage: Eukaryota; Metazoa; Echinodermata; Crinoidea; Comatulida; Comatulidae
Exons: 2
Coding region: 152-1099 (315 amino acids)
Molecular function (GO): hydrolase activity
Source: RefSeq, a predicted model, not a curated record